AUGAUCCGAGGAAGAACACAGAGCAGCAGCGAUGACGACGAUGAACCUUCCGAAGCAACCAUGCAGCUAAACCCUAAGUUGAUCGCUCAAUUCCGCAAAGCAUUUCCUUCACGUGAUGAGUCAGCAAAAAAAGUUGUUCCGGUGGCUACCCCUUCUUUGGUGCAAAUCUCGAAACGUCUGACAUUUGAUGACAGCUUUUCUUUACCAUCUAUGGCAAAUCCAAACGUAAAGAUACUCGAGUUAAAAGAGGAGGUUGACUUUUUGAAACGGCAGUUAUCAGUCGCAGAGAAUGAAAUAAAGCGACUGAAGGCAGUUGAGAUGGAUGGCAAAGAUCGCACUGAAAAACUUCAUCUGGAGAUUGUGGAUCUGAAGAAGGAGCUGAUUAGGAAGAACCGAAACACUUCAUUGGAUGAAGUGAAGCGCGAGCUCUGCGAUACAAUCUGUUCUCGUGACGAAUGGCGCAAUGCCUGUACGCGUUUCUACCGUUACUUUCAGUGUGCCAAAGCUAGACUUCUAAUUGCCGAGGACGAAAUGCGCUCAAAGGGACUACUCUGCGAUAAAAUAAAGCUGGCGUUGACAUCGGCUUGGGCUUCAGCCGAGUAUAACACUGAGGAGAUUCGUAGAGAAGAUCUUGAUGAGUUCCUCCAGAAAGCAGCGUCUUCACUGGAGGAGUUGAAUAACUACGCGAAGAAGAAUAGAGAUGAGGAUGACGAAAUCUUUGGUGACGCUUCGGUAGAGAAAGACCACUUCGACGUUGAUAAAGGGUGCGAUCUCAGUGCAACUGAUACAGCGAUGAUUGCAGAAGGUGACCAUUCAAUCUUCUCCAAUAUGAGCGAAUCAAUUCUAAAUAGCACAAUUGCGAACACUUCAAUUGAUUAUGAGAAAGAUGAACGCAUUCAGCGCCUGGAACUGGAGAAUAGCCAAUUGAAGGACCGUUUGACUAUUUUGUUCGACCGUGCCCAGAAAUCGAUGUUGAUGGAAGAGAAAAAGAACAGCGCUGAGGAGAAAUAUCAUCUGCUGGAGAAGAAAAUGGAAGAAAUGCUGAGUGAACAAAACUCCUUUCGUUCCGCAUGUGUGAGGAAAUUAUUCGGUGUCUACGACACAGCAUCAGAAAAUCGUGCUGCUGAAAUAAUGAAGCAAAUAGAGGAGCUUACCGCAAAGUCAGAAAAUUUGGAAGAGGACCUGGAACGCGCACGUGCAGAUGCAAUAAAUGCAAAAAAUGAUGUAGAGCUACUGACUAAGGAGCGGGAUAUUCUUCUAGGAAGAAUAGACCAUCUGGUUGCAACCACUGAUGAUCUCAGGAAAUCCUUAAAAUGCGAGAAAGACACGUGUUUUUCAGUAAACAAGUGUUUGGAAGAGAAAACGGCUAGGAUAGAGUCUCUUCAGUUAGAACUUAAAUCAGUAUUGUCGGAGAAAAAUUCAUUAGAUGUGCAACUUUCUCAGGCCCAUGAAAAAUUGAAACAGUUGGAAUUGGAGCUACGAAACGCCGGAGGAGAGAGUACCGAUGCAGGAGAUGAAACGCAGAUUUUGCAUUUACGAAACAAUCCUCUGCAGUGUGCUGUAGAGGAGCUAAGGGGAGAAGUAGAGAGAGGACGUUUGGGGAAAAGAAAGGCGGGCGAAGUAUUUUUACACGACGAAUUAUCAGAAAUAAAACGUGCACGAGAUGAGCACCUUCAUGCUUUGGAAGCUCAGCUGAAGAAAAGUGAGCGGGAGAAGAAAGAAGCCACACAACUUCAAGUUGAUUUAGCGAAGAAGUACAGGGAAAUAUCCACUACUUUGACGGGUUACCAAAUAAAGAUGAUAGACGAAGGAGAAGGAAUAUGUUAUGUGAAUAGUGUGUACGACGAGAUGGACAAACAAUUUGUUUUCAAAUACAACGCAGAAACAGGAAUUGUAGAUCUUCUUGAUGUUGAUCAGGAUGUUCUUUCUCAAGGACGGCUAUGGGAGAAUGAAAUGCAAAAGUACAUCGGAGAACGGCAUUCUAUUCCCGCAUUCCUUGCUGCCGUUACAUUACAGCUGGAAGCUCGUCGUAAUCUAGAAGAUGUAGAACGUACCGAUACCUUCAGCUUACUUCAUCAAGAUUAA
Messenger RNA from Necator americanus (New World hookworm), 2085 nucleotides. RefSeq lists its product as uncharacterized. The transcript is spliced from 18 exons. Gene Ontology annotation, cellular component: kinetochore; nuclear envelope; mitotic spindle. Gene Ontology annotation, biological process: mitotic spindle assembly checkpoint signaling; attachment of mitotic spindle microtubules to kinetochore. The coding region runs from base 1 to 2085 and encodes 694 amino acids. NCBI's taxonomy places the organism in Eukaryota, Metazoa, Nematoda, Chromadorea, Rhabditida, Ancylostomatidae. The record is from RefSeq and is a predicted model, not a curated record.